Scaptodrosophila lebanonensis is the source of this 4360-nucleotide messenger RNA. RefSeq lists its product as uncharacterized. The coding region runs from base 35 to 4270 and encodes 1411 amino acids. The transcript has 4 exons. Gene Ontology annotation, molecular function: protein binding. The record is from RefSeq and is a predicted model, not a curated record. NCBI's taxonomy places the organism in Eukaryota, Metazoa, Arthropoda, Insecta, Diptera, Drosophilidae.
CCAAAACUAAACUUACAUAACCCAACAAAUAUACAUGAACAACGACAUGUUGGCCACACUAUUUAUUUAUACUUCAGCUGCUCUAUUGUGGCUGCCAGCUUUUGGCGGCGAGCCUUGUUCCUCCGAGCUAUGCAAUUAUGCGGGCGACUGCGAGUUAAUUGACAACAAGCCUAAUUGCAGUUGCUAUGAAGAGUCCUUUGAGGGGAAAUUCUGUGAAAAAAUGAAAGAUUACUGCCACACAGAUCGCAAUGUGUGCGCAAACAAGCUCGACUGCGUCUCGUAUAUUGGCCAGACUGUGUGCCAAUGCCAGGGAAUGCGUAGUGGAUUCGACUGCCGAAUUCUGGAACCAUUGGCCACCACCAAAGCAAUGUGCAGCUAUAAUGUGCGUGCCACUUACGGUGUCAAGGAGAAAAUAGUACUGAGCUUUGAGAAUUUGGGUGAUGUACCAGUCGAGUUUACUAUAUGGACGCCAACGUAUUUGAUAGCUCAAGUGUCUGCCAAGGACUUUAAAGAGGGAUCUGAUCUGAAGCAUACCACAGACUUAGCAGCAACUCUGCGCGACCUGGGCAUUAGACACAACAUAAGCCAUAUGUCUUACAAAAGUGCCUUUUACUUUGAGUUCAGUGCAAAACAUUUCACCCUAGGCAAAAACGAUUUAAACAUACGCAUUGAGACCUUCGAUCUGAUGACGCGCACAGCUCAACCAUAUGUUCAGAAUAUGACGCUGGCUGUGCAUGUCGUAUUACCUCGGAACGUAGCAUGCAUACCAACCAUUUCACUAAGGUAUGGCUUGGACCCAACCAAGCCCCGUGUGGUCGACGUUAAUCGCUUCACCAAUCUAUUUGCAACGGUAAAAGCUCGCUGCAUCCAUCCCAUCGUUCCGGUGCGCUUUAAAUGGUCAGUGUCCGAUCACACCGAAAAAACUCUCUACUAUGAGACCGACAUAUCGGAAUCCUCGUUAUUAAAAAUUCCCAGAUUUCGUCUUUGGUUUGAUGCUGCCUCCAGAGAGUAUUCAACUUUUCUGUUGGUAGUGCGGGUAACGGCGUGGGAAACUCGCAAUCAUGUGGCCACGUUGCGUUGUUAUCUCAAUGUGACGGCCUUGGAUUUGGUGGCCGAUAUAAUAGGUGGCUUAUACAGGGAGGUGCACGAGCAUCAGCGGUUCGUGUUAGAUGGUUCCCAAAGUCGCGAGCCAGGCAAACCUAUUGGCGUUCCUCAGCGAUUGAGAUACAGUUGGGAGUGUAAAUCAGAAGAUGAGUUCAAUCCCCAGUGCCGCACUUAUAUGGGCGAUGGAGCCGUUAUAACUAUUCCUGGUUAUAACCUCAAAGCGGGCUUCAACUACACGUACACAUUGAGGAUAUAUAGCUUGAAUGUAGCGCGACGUAUGGCCAACAUCAGCCAAGUGAUUCAUGUUGUUAACGACUUCAGGCCCGUUCAUAUUAAUGUUAUUUGUGUAAGGAACUGUAAGCUGUGGACCUAUAGCCCGGGCGAACUUCUGCAUUUGUUGGCAUUAUGUGAAGAUUGCGAAAGUCCAAUUGAAUACAAAUGGACGAUGAACUCUAAGGAUAUGCAGCAGAAUAAGCGACGUUUUGUUUACAAGGUACCAAAUGAUGAUACUAUCGGCGAUCUUUUCAUCAGGCUCGAGGUAAAGACUGCACGUCAAAGAAAUGGUGUACAUGUUUUGGUGCUGAAGCAGAAUAAAGCGCCCACCAAUGGCACCUGCAGUAUCGAGCCAAAGCAUGGGCAGGAGUGUCAAACGAACUUUCAUGUGGUAUGUAAGGACUUUGUGGACUCAAAUCCGGGCCCUAUACUUUAUGUGUAUACUGUAAAUGGCGCCCACAUUCAUGUGAUAGGGUUUGGCGAAGCCAGGCUUUUUCUUAUCGAAGGCGGUUCCCUUAAUGUGAGUAUUUGCGACAGUCAGUUCGCGUGCACAACUCUGUCUCUUUCGUAUACUGUCGAUUCCAUGGAGUUGCCAAACAGUUUAGAAGAAAUCGAUGCAUUUUUCAAAAAAUAUGACUUUAAACGGAUGCUCCGUGAUGGGCCCAGAGAUCAAGCAUUCUGCUUGUUUUACAGGCUGUCGUUACACAAAGCCACUGCAGCUAUUGUGAAGCGCUACUACAGGGAGUUUGGCAAAGACAGGAGUAAGACCCUCAUGGAAAUGGUUUGGCUGCUGAACUCAGCCACAAACUUUUUACACCAAUUGAAACCUGUGACACACGAUAAGGCGCAGGCACUGACCUUAGCAUUUGUAAAGCUAGCAAGGACUUUUGACUUUCUUCAAAAAGACAGAGAAGUCUUGGACUUGCUAACACCUGUCUAUUUCGGAAUAUGUCAAACAAUAACCACAAUAAUGAGCAUGCUAAGUGACGAGACAGAGCACUCGCACAAAGACUUAAUGGUAAAAGACUUUGAUGACCCUUUUUCCGAGGACAACAAAGAUUGGUUAUCAUUGGACCCAACCGUGGCCGUUCGUGUGAGCAGCUUCCAAUUAAUGGUCAGCUUGACGUUUUUUAUUCUGAAACAAAUCGGUUUAGAGGCUCCGCGCUUUCAUAAUCCUGGCGAGGAAGCCUUUCUUGCAUUUGCGCCACAUGUUGGCUAUAAGGUUGAAGUUUUUGAGCACUAUGGCCCCAUUGAGUUCGUUUCGAAUAGCACUAACUGCAAGAUCAUUGUACCGCUUGAAUCCGUUAUUGCCUUACGCCGUAUUUAUAAAUCCAACCACUUGCUAAUUCAGAGCGUAUGUCAUAGCAGUAAUGUAAAUUGGUGGGCGCCAGAGGUGUGGCAUCCAACUACUGCUAUAUUCACGGCUAGUUUCUUCAGUCUACAUGCGGCUCCGAUUUCACCUUAUCACACAAAGCUGCCAUUUACUUUAGAGCUAAAGCGAGUUAUAUAUGACGUGGAUGAUUAUGAUAGGACCGAUUAUUUAAUUGGUAACAUAAUAGUCUAUCGGACUAAGUUACCGGUUACAGCCUUGCUUUUGGUGAAGUUUCUGAAGACAACGGCGAACCUGCGCGUGCUGCUCACACUAAAUGAGAAACCAUCACUCGGGUUGCUUCGAACUAAAGGCUGUCUUAUAACACGCGGUCAACACAAUAGGACACUGAUAAUGCGAAGCUUUUGUACGGCUGAGGGCAUAGUCUACAUGGCGGUUUAUCGUGCAGACCCGUUUGAUAAGACACCUGCACAUUUUACCUUUCGAAUGAACAUACAGGAGUGCAUCGUGUGGGAUAACAAGGUUAAAAACCCACUAUGGGUUUCAGAUUCGUGCUACCCAAAAAAUACAGACAUUCAUCCCGAAGUUUCAAUCUGUGAAAUCGACCAUUUGUCAACAUUUGCGGCCAAAGAAUAUCCAGUUAUGCCAUUUCCAUUGCAAAAGGGUCGUCGCAUAAUGGAGGAAAUGCCAAUAAAUGUUGCAAGCAUAUUAUUCUAUUGUCUCAUAUUUCUUGCGGCAUUCGGUAUACUCUUCUGGGGUAGAUUUCGCAGGCAUCCCCAGAAAAUGAAUUUGAUUCGAGUCAUACCAAGCCGUGAGAAGGAGGAACCACAUAAAUUGGAGACCACAAUUCUGCAUUUGCGUACAGGCGGCAUGCUGUUGGCCCAAACAUCUGCCAAUGUCAAACUGGUAUUUAGGUCAGAUCUGGGACGGUACAAGGUAAUAAUAUACCAAAAUCCAUUGGACCCCCAUCUUCUCUCAAAUACGUCCUGCAUGGUGCGUCUAAGUAACAAAAAAUUGCAAUUGCCUUGCAUGUUGACAAUAAGCCACGAUGGUAAUGGCCAGUAUCCCAGAUGGUUCUGUCGCUCCAUUCAGGUGGACGAUCUUAAGCAUGACUUAAGCUACACUUUCGAGAUACAUCGCUGGAUUCGCAAGGGUGAAAAGGUGCGAGUGUCUUGCUUUUCGGAUGAGAUCAAUUCGAGAUUGCGCUAUCCGGUACAUCGAGUUAUUUUACCAACUAGGCGCCUGCCAUUAUUUAAAGCUCGUUUCCGCAAGUACACGAAGUUCUAUUACACCAACUGGUUUUUCAUGCAACCUGUCUUCGGUCCCUUUCGCUUUACCGACGACUCCCUCAAUAUUUACGAGCGCAGUUGCAUUUGGAUUUGCAAAAUGGUUGUCACCACUUGUAUUGUGGCCAUUUAUUUCCGUAGAGCCACAGUCGAAAACUAUUACAACUAUCAGCACAUGACAGUAACAUUUUCAUCCGAAAUAUUAGCCGUUGCUAUUGGGAGCUACUUUGUAACAGUUUUAUUUGAUGUGCUCUUCGACCAUUUGGCAAGAACCUGAAACAAAAUUUUCUAGUGAACUUUUUAAUAUACAUAUCUGUGAUUUGGUUUAACGAUUCCCAGUUUCCCUCAAAUACACUGUUACAUCUCA